ACACAGUUACCGAAUUAUUCUUCUUGAAGAAACUAUUAAAUGGUUUACAUCAUUUUUUAAACCCCCAAUUUCAAGAUAAACACCAUACCUAAAAGUCAAUAUCCAAUGAUUUCAUUAGAGAACAUAUAUCUACCCUAACAAAACGGUGGAUGAAAUCAAGAUUAUGUAGAAUCAACAACCCAUUUGUUGGAUUAUUGUAUGAUAAAUGUUUUAUAUUGGCUGAACAAGUACAAGUGAUUUCAUUAUAAAAUGGCACUUACAUAAAGAUACACAACAACUGUAUUCUUAAGGCAAAGAUAUAUUUAAAGAGUCCAUCUAACAAUGGCACAAUUUUGGAAUGGACACCACACAAAUGUAAGUGUUUUUAUGUUGCUGUUAUUAUUGUGUUUAAAUUUACCAAUUGACUCGAGCAGUAAUUCCUGCAGUGUGGAUUUACAUGGUUGUGAUUAUUCAGUUAGUGUAACGCCAAAAUCAAAGUGUAAACCAACUGACUUCCACGAUAUAGUAGAUGUGAAAAGGUAUCGUAUAAAAAGGUCAGAGACCAGUGAAGAUGACAAUGCACCAAUCACGAAAGCAGAAUUCAAAAAACUUUCCAAAAAGGUAUCAAAAACAGUAGACAAACUUUCCGUCAGAGUUUUAAGAUGGUGGCGAAAAUUGGCUCGAAAAAUGGAUGAACUCCAUAACAAGGGCCCUAAAGAACGAUCUCUAGCAGAUACAAACCAUAAUUGUCCAGAACGUUUUAUUGGUAUUAAGGAUUGGACAUCAUGUUAUUUAUUAUCUAAUUUCAACACAUCAUGGUAUGAUGCUAAAGACUAUUGUGGAGCAUUUGAAGGUGAUUUAGUUUCUAUGGGAACCGUGAAAGAACAUUUUCUGCUCACCUUCCUCAUUAAAAAUGAUCCUGACUUAAGAAAAGCAAAUGGCUGGUGGACAAGUGGUAGUUAUUUUAGCAAUAGAAAACAAUGGAUUUGGACUAGUAACAAUUACAAUAAACAAUUCACUUUCAUAAAGUGGGGAGAGGGGGAACCUAAUGAGGAAGCAUCUCAGUGUAUGUUAUUGAAAAAAGACGAUGACCACAAGUGGCAUGAUGAAAUAUGUACAAAAAGAUAUAAUUUUAUUUGUGAGGUUCAAACAACAAAUCAUGUUUCGAAUUUAAUGACAACUUAAAAAAAAAAGAUUUUAAUUAUUUGCUAUUUUAAUUUCUAUUUCCAUGGAUGUACUUUUUUAUGUGUAGAAAGAAAUAAAAUGAUUCCACGUCUUGGAUAAAUGAAUGUUGUGCAAGAACAAGCUUAUUAAAUGGCCACACGGUCAAUAGAACAGAUCAUUAUUAUACAAUCAUACAAUAAUGAUCAAUUCACAGUGGCGUAAGCAUGGUUUUAGAAAGAUGGGGGAGCGGGGUGUCAGAUCUUUAACUUAAUUAAAUUGAUAGUAAAGAGGGGUGGGAGCCUCAGGUAGAGGUGCAACCCAUUACAAACUGAUUGAUUAAGUCCAAUUAACGGAGGAGAAAUUGAUGGCCCAAUGGUUGGGGGAAUGUCUCUCUAUACUAAUGGAUAAACCAUAGUUGAUUCAUCAUAUUAUGAAUAAGUACAGUACAUGUAGCAGGCUUACUUUCUGGUUUUAUAUUAUUCAUAUCUUUUAAACACUUAAUUGUCAAAUAUUUGAAUGUUAACUUUGCUAAAUGUUUCUUAGCAAUAAAUUGUUUUUGUGUUAAUAUA
Messenger RNA from Patella vulgata (common limpet), 1712 nucleotides. Its product is annotated as lectin BRA-2. The coding region runs from base 322 to 1164 and encodes 280 amino acids. Lineage: Eukaryota; Metazoa; Mollusca; Gastropoda; Patellidae. The record is from RefSeq and is a predicted model, not a curated record. Gene Ontology annotation, molecular function: signaling receptor activity. The transcript is spliced from 3 exons.